CAAGUGCUGUGAGCAUCAAAACCCAGUUGGAGUGAAGCAAAACAACGCAUGUUGUGUGUUUCAAUCUCUGCCUUUAACCCCUCUUCUCAAUCUCAUGAUUCACUUGCCUGAAAAUUUAACUCUUAACAUCCCUGAUCUGUCAGUCUCUCUCUCUCUCUAAGUUUGGAUUGCUGAGAGCGAGCCAUGAGAGCAUCCCUUUUCUUUCUCACUUGCUUAACCCUCGUGGUCGCAUAUGUUCAUCAAUUUCAAGCUCAUGCUGCUCCAGCAGCGCCCUUGAUAAAGCACUUGUCCUCUCUUGUCAAAUGGACGGCUAGGUCUUCCUCCAAAACACCCUUAUCAGAUGGAAAUGUACUUCAAUUUGAAAAUGGAUACCUAGUUGAAACUGUUGUGGAAGGAAAUGCACUUGGGGUCGUGCCUCACUCGAUCCGUGUAUCAGAAGAUGGGGAACUCUUUGCUGUUGAUGCAUUAAAUAGCAAUAUUGUUCGAAUUACUCCACCAUUGUCCCAAUAUAGUAGGGCAAGAUUGGUUGCUGGGUCAUUUCAGGGUUACACAGGGCAUGUUGAUGGAAAACCAAGUGAUGCUCGUUUUAACCAUCCGAAAGGGGUAACAAUGGAUGAUAAGGGGAAUGUAUAUGUUGCUGAUACCUCAAAUCUUGCCAUCAGAAAGAUAGGAGAAUCAGGUGUGACAACCAUUGCCGGAGGAAAAUCAAAUGUUGCAGGUUACAGGGAUGGGCCAAGCGAGGAUGCAAAAUUCUCGGCUGACUUUGACGUGAUUUAUGUUCGGCCCACCUGCUCAUUGCUAGUCAUUGACAGAGGAAAUGCUGCUCUUCGGCAAAUCUCUCUGAACCAAGAGGAUUGUGAUUACCAGUACAGUUCCAUUUCAGCCACAGAUGUGUUUAUGGUUAUUGGUGCCGUCUUGAUAGGAUAUGCUGUCUGCAUGCUUCAGCAAGGUUUUCGACCAUCCGUAGUUACAAGAAUGCCGAUGGAGGAGAUUAACUCGCAAGAACAACUGAGCAAGGAGAAACCCACUCCUAUUGUGGAGACUGUAAAAGAAGAACAAGUAGCAGGGUGGCCAUCUUUUGGACAGCUCAUCGUGGAUCUGUGCAAGCUUGGCCUUGAAGCAUCAGGUAGCAUCUUCCUUUACUUAAUGCCCUUCCGUUUCAAGCGAAACGGCCAUGGAAAAGGCUCUGGGAAUGGUUUAACUCCGCUGAAAGAUUCCCUCAUAAUGCCCGAAGAUGAAGCUGAACCCCCUUUAGUUCAAAAGCAGAGGACUCCAGCUUCUCUUUCUGAAUCCCGGCAGGCUCAUACUCCAAAUUCCAGUGAUCAGUAUUCAGAAAUGAAGCCCUCAAAGAUGCGAUCUACAAGUUUCAAAGAUCCUUCUUUGUCAAGCAAGCACAGAUCCUCAAAACGACAAGAGCAUGCUGAAUAUUAUGCAUCAGGUGAGGUUCCUCCAUAUGUUCAGGUCAGGUCCAAGAGCCAGAAAGAAAGAACGAAGCAUCGCCAACGUGACAAAAGUGGAGAAGUCGGUUUUGGAGCAAGCGGGAUGGACCCGAAACCAGCUGAGAUGAAGCCAGUGAACUAUGAUGAUCGGAAGUAUGAUCAUUACAAUGUCAGGACCAAGUAUGGAGAUUCGUUUCGUUAUGAUUAGGCUGCAUUGCUUAGUGACUGCUCUUACAACGUUGUAUUGACCAUGGAGUCUGUACAUUUUUUUUUUGUGCUGUUUGUCUGUAAUUCAACCGAUACCCGAGGCAAGGACUUGUUCAUUUAGAGGCCAGAAACUUGUCUGUCUCUGAAGAUGUGUGUUAGAUUCAGGAUAUUCUGAACAUCAGUAUCCUUGAUGGCUUCUUCUUGUAAUCCAGUUCUGCUUUAGAAAUUGACAAGCAGGUUAACGCCUAAGUUGGUAGCUCUCAGUAGGCUUUUCUGUUAUUCGCAAGAGAUGUGUACACCUAGUCUGGAUUGAUCACUAAAUUUUAC
Messenger RNA from Ilex paraguariensis (yerba mate), 1973 nucleotides. The record is from the annotation of a GenBank genome assembly. Lineage: Eukaryota; Viridiplantae; Streptophyta; Magnoliopsida; Aquifoliales; Aquifoliaceae.